AAGAAAACCUCUUCUCAGGGGCUUCCAAUUUAUUCGUAAUUCUGGAUUUCUGUCUUUGUUUGAUUCAUCUUCUGUUGUUCAGUAAUGUGUUUAGAUAAAACUGUUUUUUUUUUAGUGGUUUAUUUUAUACUCUUGUCUAUUGGGAUUGAUUUGGACAAUACAUAUAUACCCUUUUUGCUUAUGUAUCGCAACAACAUGUCUAUGCAAUAAAUUUAGAAAUUUUAACUUCUUUUUUUUUUUUGGAUUAAAAGGAAUUUCCAUUAACCUUGAAUAAAAUUAUAAAUCAGUGUUGGAGCAAUGAUCUUGCAAUGCUUUUCACUGCAGCUUGAUGUAUCAGUGAAGGUUCAACGGCCUUAGAUUUAUUUUUAGACCACAAAUUUCAAAACCACAACAUUUUGGGGGUAAAUAUUCGGGUAGUAUAGGGUAAAAGCAUUGCAAACAUGAGUAUGGCAAAGGAUCCUAAUCUGGGUAUAAGACCCCUCUAGCAUCAUCAUAGGGUUUGAUUAUUAAUAAAUAUUGGAAUAGAAGAAAUGUUUUGAAACUCUGCCUCCUACUGAUCUCCUAAAUUGGCUAUAAUAUUGGCACACUUGAUCGCCUCCCUAUAGACACAGCUAAUUUAGGGAUAAGAUUAUUGAGUUGAUGACAAAGGUACGGCUGAUAUUAUAGGGAUUGAUUGACAAAUGCAUAGUUGGUGCUAUAGGGAUUGGCGACUUAUGAUCUCUUGCACCAUUUUUAAUUAUAAAACGUGCAAAUCUUUGGUUAUUCGCAUGAUCAAUUUGCUCUUUGUUAUGAGUUCUAUAAAAUUUCCUUCACAUACCUCAUGGUUAAUGACUUUUACAUCCCUGUUUUUAGGCAGUGAUUGCAAAAGAAAACAAAAAAAAAUGGAUGAUAAUGUGUUGUCACCUUCUUCCAAAAAACAAAAGCUUUCGGAAGAACAUAAUAUUGGUGAGGGCAUUGAUAUGAUGAGCAGCUUGCUGGAAAAUGUUCUCCAUCACAUCCUCUCAUUCCUCACAACCAAAGAGGCCAUACUAACAUCCAUAUUAUCAAGAAGAUGGCAAUAUUUAUGGACCUCUAUUUCCAACAUUGAUUUGAAUGAUAUGUCUUCUUGGUCUAACAGAAAGAAAGAUAAGGGCAAGAAGAAAGAUCGUUAUGCAAUGUGUAGGAGUUCCUUCUUGGAUUUUGUGGAAAGAGUUCUCCUUCUUCAUGAUGCUUCAGAUAUUAAAAGACUUCGUCUUAGGUUCACUGUGGUUGUGAAUUCAUCACGUCUUAAUUCAUGGAUCUCUGCUGCUGUAAGGCAUAAUGUUGAAGAGCCUGAUCUGUACCUACCUGUGCAAACCCGCUUUGUCUUGCCUUGUUUCCUUUUUACUUGUGAUUCCCUAGUUGUAUUGAAGUUAUUUAUGGACUGUCCUUUCAAGCCACCUAUUUUCAUUCACUUCUCAAACCUCAAGACCUUGCAUCUUUCUGCGGUUACAUUUUCAGAUGACAAUUCCACACAACAACUUUUCUUUAGUUGUCCAGUGCUUCAAGAGUUGGAAUUAUUGUAUUGUGGAUGGAAGAAUUUAAAGACUAUCACCAUUUCUAUUCCCACACUAAAGAGACUGGCUAUUGAAAAUGAACUAUUGCGGGACGAUGCACUCAGUUGUGUGACCAAAAUUUGUGCUGCAAAUCUCAUCUCGCUAAAAUGCACAACUAACCAGAAAGUUGACUUCCAUCUAUGUAACCUAUCUUCGGUAGUUGAAGCACAUAUUGACCUUCUAUAUAGAUUUUCAAUGCAGCAAGAAGUUGCCUCUUGUGCAAUCAACUUGGUUACUGGGAUUUGCAAUGUUGAAACUUUAACGAUAUCAAACAAUACCUUGUCUCUCAUGUGUGUUGAAAAUGUCUUGGAUCAUCUUCCUACAUUUGACAAUAUGAGCUGUUUGGAGCUGAAUGAAGAAUUUCCUGGUUGUUUAAACGGAGCUUUGAUGGUCUUACUUGAAAAAUCGCCAAAGCUAGAGUUUCUUGAUUUUGACAUGGGCUUCGAGCCAAAUGCUAGUUUCGAUGAGGUUGAUUUGAUAUUGGAAAGAGUACCUUCAUGUUUCACGUCUUGCCUCAAAACGAUUAGCAUCACAUGUUUUAAAGGGACGCCGGCAGAGUUUCAUAUGCUAAGAUUUUUGUUGAAGAAUGCAACCGUUUUGGAGGAGAUGCUGAUAUGCUGCUCAGGUAAUUCGCCAACAGAUACAAAUCCAGAGGAGCUUAGCUACACAUACAGAUGCUUCCUAGAGGCUCAGAAAACUGUGUUACGAAGUUGCUUUGAUACUUUUGUGAGACUUCCUAGGAAACUCUCAAUGUUUUACCAAAGAUUGUUUCAUGGUUGAGAAUUGGGUAAUAGAUAACUUUUAAUAAAGAGACUCCCAAUGAACAUGUUUUCUUUUUGUUUUGCUGUGGUAGAUGUCUGAACAAUCCAUAAUUCAGUUAUCUUGUUGCUUGCAGAGAAUAUUUAGCAUUCAAAUAUCUGAUUGAAUGUGAGAUUUUAACAAAUUCCUAA
This is a messenger RNA of Camellia sinensis, 2524 nucleotides long. Lineage: Eukaryota; Viridiplantae; Streptophyta; Magnoliopsida; Ericales; Theaceae. The record is from RefSeq and is a predicted model, not a curated record.